Messenger RNA from Diplodia corticola, 1893 nucleotides. RefSeq names its product clr5 domain. Bases 1 to 1893 code for a protein of 630 amino acids. The record is from RefSeq and is a predicted model, not a curated record. NCBI's taxonomy places the organism in Eukaryota, Fungi, Ascomycota, Dothideomycetes, Botryosphaeriales, Botryosphaeriaceae. The transcript is spliced from 4 exons.
AUGGUUUACGACUGGGAGGGGAAGGAGCCCGAGUGCUAUCGGAUGUACGUCGAGGAGAAGAGGUCACUCGACGAGGUCAUGGAUUUCUGGAAAGUAAGGAAUUUCACACCAAGCAAACGCGCGUUUCAGACCCAGUUCAAGCGAUGGGAUUUCCCAAGCAAGCAGAAUCCGGCUCACAAGAAUCCCGAGCUCGUCGCGCGCGUCAAAGAGCUCUGGGAGACGAACACGACCCAGAGGGACAUGCUGCAGAUUCUCAACGACGAGGGCUUCGAUCUCAAGGAGCGUGAGCUCAUGCGUGUUCGAGCAAAGAACAGAUGGCUGCUGCGAGUACCCAAUGGAAUGAAAGGAGAAACGGCCACGGCAGCUAGAGCACAGACCGCCGAUACGUAUCCCGAGGCCUUUGUGAAGGAACUACAGCAAGCGAUUGCCGACGAUGGUGAGAUGCCCGCUGCAGCAACUCCACAGACGCCUGGCCAAUCACUGGAAGAACCGUCUGCAGACCCCGAUCCCGAAACUCUGCGCAAGAGAAAGGAACGCAUGGAAAAGCUACAGCAAGAGAGCGAUGAGCGCUGGCGGGCCAGGAAACGUCGGCGUAGAAUGCGUGGCUGGGCAGGAUUACCUGCUGACCCUGCAGGACCACCGCGUUUUCCUUCCGAGACCACUAUUGACGAGAGCAAGGCCUAUUUGAGCUUGGACAACGAGCUGUAUCGCCAGCUACGCGACCAGUUCCAGACCAUUUGCGAAGAAGAGGGUGUAGUAAAGAAAACCAUCGCCGGGCCAGACAAGUGGCAGCAAGUCAAGGAUCGCUUAAUCGCCGAGAACGACCAUCUCCGAACGCAGUUCGUUGAUGAGCAGGGUGACAAGCCCGACCAGAAGUCCCUCUCGCUAGAUGUCAUUUGCACCGAUGUUACCAAGCGAAUGCGCACGAUGGAACGCAGGAUGACGAUUGCAGACGCGAAAAACAUCAUAGGCGUCAAUCCGGAAGAGAGCAGACUCAUUCGGCGACAAUUCUAUGAGAUGCUCAAAUCCAGCCAUGUCAACAGCAAACUGGAGACAGGACCUGAACACUGGCAAGAGCUCAAAGACAAGUGGAUAACAGGCUCGCCCGUUCUGCAGCGCAUGUUUACGCAGGACAAUCAGAGUCCCCAGCACCCGAAAAGGCUCAAAGCGCUGGAAGUGCUCUGCCGCGAUGUCAUGAAGCGACUGCGAGACGACGAGACAAAGCGUGAUCCUUCACGGAAGAAGCACCUGGCCAACGCCGGACCGGGCCCCGGACCAGCUCCACCGCGCGUCGCGCAGACGCCUGCUCGCACGCAGAGGUCCCAAAGCGCCCAAGACAGUCCGACAAAGACGCCAACGGCAUAUGCUCCGACCACGCCCACACCAGCCACGUCGGCAGCGCCCGGAGUGAACAGUGCUGGUGGUGGUGAUCUCCAGAUCGACCCGUCGCUCUUGCUGGCGGCCAACGACCUCGCAGGCCAACACCAAGACAGUGGGGUGUAUCAUAACCAAACGAUGCAUCAGCAGCAGCAAGGCUACAGUGGAGUGGGUCAUUCUGGGCAGCAACAACAGGCACGGGAGUACAACUACACGCCGGCGUACGCAGACCAGGCACCAACGCCGAUACCCGUGUACUUCAGACUGCAUCCGCACUCGCAGAUUCAAUCGGACCCGCGGAUCUGGCUGGGGGCGCUGACAUCAGGCACAAUGGAGGAGCUGCGAGCACUGGCCACGAGGGUGCAUCCAGGGUCGAGUGCGGUGCGGAUCGAGGGAGUGGUCAAAGGCCAGGACUUCAGGGAGGUGAACUACCCAAUUGAUGAUAACGAGGAGCUGGGAGGGUAUCUGGCACACAUGUCGGCAGGGAAGGUUACGUUCGCGGUGCAGCUGGCGUGA